CAUACCCAUCUCACCCUUCAUCCCCAUGUGUCACAAAAAACCAUCCUCAUCCGUUCGGUACGUUUAUCUUAACUCAUACUCAUCAUGCAUAUCGCAUACACACACAUCCAUACAUACAUCUAUCCCACUCUUUCUUCCUUCCUAUGCCAACUUUUCCCGGUUUCAUCGUAUCAUCUCGCCGCUACUUUUUCCACAUAUCACGAAAAUGAAAGCAAGGAAAAGCACAAGCUAAAGUAAGAAAAGGCUCACAUCAGAAAAAGAAAGUGUGUACUAAAAUGCACGAGACAUAGAAAAUUGAACACAAAGUCUCUCCAUCGAUAAUGGAUAGCACAGAUUCAUCAUCAGGGUCUCAGCACCCUAAGCUCCCUCCAGGGUUUCGGUUCCACCCCACCGAUGAAGAACUCGUCGUUCACUACCUCAAGAGAAAAGCUGCGUCGGCACCCCUUCCUGUAUCCAUCAUCGCCGAUGUUGAUCUCUACAAGUUCGACCCUUGGGAGCUCCCAAGUAAAGCAACGUUUGGGGAGCAAGAGUGGUACUUUUUCAGCCCAAGGGAUCGGAAAUACCCAAAUGGGGCUAGGCCCAAUAGAGCUGCUACUUCUGGGUAUUGGAAGGCCACUGGAACUGACAAGCCUAUACUGACAUCUGAUGGGCACCAGAAAGUUGGAGUUAAAAAAGCACUUGUUUUUUACGGUGGAAAGCCUCCAAAAGGGGUUAAAACCAAUUGGAUUAUGCAUGAGUAUAGGCUCACUAAUGAUUCCUUUAAUUCAAGCUCAAAACCUCCUCCUCUGGCUCAUGAUUCUCCAAACAAGAAAAAUUCACUGAGGUUGGACGAUUGGGUUUUGUGCCGAAUAUACAAGAAAAGCAACAGCAACACCCUGCCAAGGCCACUCCUGAUGGAGCAUGAUGAGGAGCUUUCAAUGGAGAACAUGCUACCAACGAUGUCAACUUUGUCAAUGGCUAACCAUAAUACCAACAUGCAAAAUUCUAAACCUCCGUCUUCGAGGAGCACAACGCUAGGACUAGAAAAUGAUGACAACUUUUUCGAUGGAAUCUUAGCCGUUGAUCACAGCAUGCAAAAUGGUUCUGACUCUCACUCAUUCUCUCCAAACUCAAAGGGUAAUGAUAACACUACCAACUUCCCUAUGAAACGUGCCAUGUCGACAUCACAGCAGCUUUGGAACAACGAGACAGGGUCUCCCGGGUCAUCUUCUUCAUGCAAGCGAUUUCAUGGUGAUCUCAAUAGUGCUGAAGACAACGAUUCCUUCGUUUCCCUGCUCAACCAGUUUCCUCACAACGCAGCGUUUCAUGGCUCCGUUGGAGAUGGUGCUCUGAGGCAACAAUUUCAGCUUCAUGGAAUGAAUUGGAACUGAUUAAUAUUAAUAGUACGUGUGAUUUAGGCUUUAGCUUAAUUAGUUUACACACACAUCAUGAAAAUGUAACUACCAUUAUAGACGUUGAUGCUUGUCUUAUUGUUUUUCACUUCCCACUGUAAUCAUAACAUACACAAUAUAGGAAGAGAUCGAGACUGUUAUAUGUUGA
This is a messenger RNA of Cajanus cajan (pigeon pea), 1539 nucleotides long. It is a transcript of the gene NAC025, whose product is annotated as NAC domain containing protein 25. NCBI's taxonomy places the organism in Eukaryota, Viridiplantae, Streptophyta, Magnoliopsida, Fabales, Fabaceae. The record is from RefSeq and is a predicted model, not a curated record. Gene Ontology annotation, molecular function: DNA binding. Gene Ontology annotation, biological process: system development; regulation of DNA-templated transcription.